AUGCACAGCACUUGCUCUGAAAUUUGGGGACUGAGUACACCAAAUACGAUAGAUCAGUGGGAUACAACAGGCCUUUACAGCUUCUCUGAACAAACCAGGUCUCUGGAUGGCCGUCUACAAGUGUCUCACCGAAAAGGACUGCCACACGUCAUAUAUUGCCGAUUGUGGCGCUGGCCUGACCUUCACAGUCACCAUGAGCUCAAAGCGAUCGAAAACUGCGAAUAUGCUUUUAAUCUUAAAAAGGAUGAAGUAUGUGUAAACCCUUACCACUACCAGAGAGUUGAGACACCAGUUCUGCCUCCAGUACUGGUGCCACGGCAUACUGAGAUCCUGACAGAACUGCCUCCUCUGGACGAUUAUACCCACUCCAUUCCAGAAAACACUAAUUUCCCAGCGGGCAUCGAGCCCCAGAGCAAUUACAUCCCAGAAACGCCACCUCCUGGAUAUAUCAGUGAGGAUGGAGAAACAAGUGAUCAGCAGUUGAACCAAAGUAUGGAUACAGGAUCUCCAGCAGAACUAUCUCCUACUACUCUUUCCCCCGUUAAUCAUAGUUUGGAUUUGCAGCCAGUUACUUACUCAGAACCUGCAUUUUGGUGUUCAAUAGCAUACUAUGAAUUAAACCAGAGGGUCGGCGAGACCUUCCACGCGUCACAGCCCUCACUCACUGUAGACGGUUUCACAGAUCCAUCCAAUUCAGAGAGGUUCUGCCUAGGGUUGCUCUCCAACGUCAACCGAAACGCGACUGUAGAAAUGACAAGAAGACAUAUAGGGAGAGGAGUGCGCUUAUAUUACAUAGGUGGAGAAGUUUUUGCUGAGUGCCUAAGUGAUAGUGCAAUCUUUGUGCAGAGCCCCAACUGCAAUCAGAGAUACGGGUGGCACCCCGCAACAGUGUGUAAAAUUCCACCAGGCUGUAAUCUGAAGAUCUUCAACAACCAGGAAUUUGCUGCUCUUCUGGCUCAGUCUGUUAAUCAGGGUUUUGAAGCCGUGUAUCAGCUAACUAGAAUGUGCACCAUAAGAAUGAGUUUUGUGAAAGGGUGGGGAGCAGAAUACCGAAGGCAGACGGUAACGAGCACUCCUUGCUGGAUUGAGCUUCAUCUGAAUGGACCUCUACAGUGGUUGGACAAAGUAUUAACUCAGAUGGGAUCCCCUUCAGUGCGUUGCUCGAGCAUGUCAUAAAGCUUCGUCACCACUCAAGUCCCAUCAAAAGACUUAAUGUAACAACUCUUCUGUCAUAGUAUUUGUGUGUGGUCCCCAUGGACUGUUUACUGUCCAAAAAUUCAAGAGAGAAAACAGCACUUGAGGUCUCAUCAAUUAAAGCACCUUGUGGAAUCAGUUUCCUAUAUUCGAAUAUUAGAUGGGAAAAUUAGUGUCUAGAAAUACCCUCCCAUACAGCAGAAAGAGAAGAUUUUAAAGACUUCACUGAUGUCUUGUUGGGCAUAAAACUGAGUGUCCCAAAGGUUUAUUAAUAACAGUAGUAGUUAUGUGUACAGGUAAUGUAUCAGGAUCCAGUAUCACAGUAUUGUGCUGUUUAUAUACAUUUUUAGUUCGCAUAAAUUAGGUGUGUGUGUGCUGCUUCUUGAUUUAGGCAAGCCUUUAUAAAGUUACAGUACCUAAUCUGUUAUUCCCACUUCUCCGUUAUUUUUGUGCGUCUUUUUUAAUAUAUAAUAUAUAUCAAGAUUUUCAAAUUAUCAUUUAGAAGCAGAUUUCCCUUGUAGAAAAACUAAUUUUUCUGCCUUUUACCAAAAAUAAACCCUUGGGGGAAGAAAAGUGGAUUAACUUUUGAAAUCCUUGACCUUAAUGUGUUCAGUGGGUCUUAAACAUUCAUUUUGUGUUAUUUACUGCUAAAUCUCACUAGAUGGAAACUUUGCAGAAAAUCUUUCCAGACCUCUUCUCCAUUCCCACUUUUGCCCUGAUAUCAAAACUGUGUAGCAUGACAUCCAUCACUAGUCAUGGUGGCUCGGAUAGUGCCAGCAGCAGUUAGUUCUGGGGCACAGUACGAGUUCAUUCAGGGGUAAGUCCCUUUGUCUCACAUCAGAUUUCAACGGAUAGUAAUAGACUUGUGUAACCAAGCAGUCUUGUCAAUUUAUCCUGACACCUCAUCAAAACACAAAUGGCAGUAUAAUUAUUUUCAGGGAAAUGAUACAAUUACUUCAGUAUAUUUAUCCUUUUUUUAAAGCCAAUCUAUAGAUAUAAACACUCUUUUUUAAAAGCUAUUUUAAAAUAUUUCAAUAGCAGACCUAGUGCUCUCUGAGUUUUCAUUUGAUUUCAUUACCGGAUUGUAUUAUGAAAUGGACCUUUUGUAAAUGUAAUUGCUUCUGCAGAAUACCUACAAAAGUGAUGCUGAGGUAUGAUCAGCAGAUAAGGGCCAUCUGUUUGUAAAGUAUGUUGUAUUAAAUUUGUAAAAUCUAUGUUAUUUUACAUAAUUAUGAAUUCAGAAUUUUAAACAUUGGGGGAGAAGGAGUUGAGCAAGUUUUUUAGCCUAUAAUUACCUACAGUCUGAGCUGUUCUUAACUAAUCCUGAAUGUGUGGUUGACUAUUAUAACCAAUGACAUUUUAUGCUCUGUGGCUAGAGGAGAUUCCAGAAGCUCUGUUGGUAGUCCAUUCGGUGGCAAAUAAUCCUUAUGUCUGAUGUUGACUCUGCCGUUUAAAUAGCUCUUGUUUGCAUCUCUUGAGAAAAGGGAAAUAGCCACUCCUGACCCCCUCCUAGUAAAUUUUCAGAUUUUUGGAGAUAGAUACCUUUGGUACUUGUUCUUUGAAACCAUAUUCAGCUGUCUCUACUGUAUCAUUUUCAAUACUCUCAGCAUUUGAUUGUUUUCUACUAGGUAUCCCCCCAUUUUCCUAUAUUUGUGUGUACAUGUAUGUGGUCAUGCAGACUUGGUAUAGUAAUUUUUUAUUCUUUCAACAAAUAGUUACUGUUCACCUGUUUGUGUGCGCCAGGAACUUUCUUUACUUUGGGUAAAGGUGAACAAGUUCGAUCCGGUUUCGGCCAUGGCUGAGACAUCAGUUACUAUAACCCUUAAUCAGCUCACUUGUCUGUGAAGGAGAUAAGCAGGGGACUGUGGUGGAGCAUAGCAGGGAAGGCUUCUCUAAGGAAGUGAUGCUUGAGCUGACAUUUGACGUGAGAAGGGGAGCAGGCCAUGGGGAGAGCCUGGGAGAUUGGCACUCCCGGCAAGGAGAAAGGCAUCAAAUGCCAAGGUUCAUUGUGAAGGAAACUCGCUAUUAGGUCUUCAUGCUUACACAGAAGUCUCUGCCCAGAUCCAAACUUGGGGACCAGAAGGGUUCUAUAAUAUGUAAUAGUUGAGGGUGGCCUUACUUCGUGAUAGAUGGCUUCCUGUGUCCCACGGAUGACUACUGUCAGACCGGCUGGAGAGAGCCAGUGCAGCCUCUGCCCUUUGGAAGGCUUUAACUUCCUCGAGAACUUGCAGUGAUGUCAGGGAACAGUGCUGGGGGCGGAGAAAACUCUGAAAGUGGCAGAAGGGCCUGGCAGUUAGUCAGUCUUGGAUGGAGGUGUUUAGCGAAGCAGUGCCGAGGACAGCAUUCCAGCGGUGAGUAUGCCCCUACAACUGUGUUGGGCUUCAUCCCUACAGUAUUAAACUGGGACUCAGCUCUUUGGAAAUACCUGUUCUACUGAGCACUUAACACCUGUCCAGCAGUUGACUCCACUGGUGUUCAGUAAUCUUACAUGCCUUUUUUAGGAGACGCUAUUUCUUGCAUUCUAUUUUGUCUACUGCAGCUUAAAUUUUGUUGAUUCCCCUCCCCCCCCACCUUUAUUGGGGUUGUUUUCAUUCUUCUGAGUGAUAAGUUCUCCAUGUUGAAUUUUGUCUCUAUUUAAAUGAGCAGCAUUAUGCAGAAUUCCCCCUCCACCGGGCUGGUAACUUUCACGUUUCACGUGAGAACUGAGUGAACACGUUUUUCCAUCACAUUUCUAAGAUGGACGGUGGUUUGCAGUCAAGUCCGUUGAGAGCCGCCGUAGGGAAUCGGAGGCUGGUGACGUUCCCAUGGACUUUGGUUUAACCAGUGGCAGCUUCGUUUUUAUUCUGUAAUGGAAUUUAUAUAGAUUUCUUUUUAAAAAAGAGUUUUACGGCUUAAAAAAAAAAGUUUGAAAAGUCUGUGUAAGCACUGUUCAGGAUUAAAACACAUGAGUGGACUUUGGCCCACCUUUUGGAACAACCCUGCUUGUGUUCUUUUCUCCUGCUUCAGGGAACCUUCCUGAUGAGGUUCGACCUAGACCAGUUAUACUAAUUAUACAUUAUGUCAUCCAUUCAUUCAGUAAACAUUUAUUGAUGUCUGCCCUUUACCCAGCCACAGUGCUAGGUGCUGAGUAAUGAAAAGAUGGCUAGGAUUUAGUCCUGGCCCUCAAGCUGUGGGGUUACUCCUUUCUCAGGACCUUUCACUCUGCCAGAAGGAAAUCUCCCUAAUUUUUCUUGAAAAAAUAUUCUUAUUCGGUACUCUUAUUCUAAGUACAUAAUUGCAAAUUGUUUAAUAUCUAGCAUUUUUCUUAACCUUAAACCAUAUCAGUUUUGCUUGAUUCAUCUGCCUUCGAACUUACCAGAUUUUCCUCCUUUGUCAAAAUAAUUUUAAUUUCAAUUUAUUUGUGCCUUUUAGGUUGGUUUCAAUCAAGACUAAGACUUUGAAGGUGAAAAACAAUCAGUCUGGUCUCUUGCUAAUUGAAAUCAAGUAAAAGAUUAUAUAUGCCCAGUUGGUUUCUCUACCUCUUCCGAAAGCUGUCCAAAUAUACCUUGAAGAUCUUUGUCUUUUUUUAAUUAUUAUUUAAUAAUUAAACACUUGAGCAUUUAUUCAGUACUCAGUACUCUCCUGGUCUGGUUGAUGGUGAGUUAUAAAGUAACACAGAAAAUGUUCACCUUACUUAAAAUUUGUCUUUAUGUUCAGAUACUUUCGUAGCUGCACAUGAUAAUUUCACAGACUGCCCCCCUUCCACACCAUUUCUCCUGUAUCUCUUUAGAUAACUAGGUAGUCUGUGGACAUAAGCAACACAUGAUCUUUUCUCUUACUCUGCUCUAACUCAUCGAUGGUUCAGACAUGACAAAUUAUUGCCCAGUUUCUUUGCUUCAUGAGCUUUACUUUGCUAAAUUCUUGAUCUUCAUCAACUGAACUGUAUUCUUCCUCCCCUUCUCAUAACAGACUGUAUCCCUUGUGGUCUUGCUGGUUGCCCUCUUCCUUGCCAACCAUGUUUUAUCUGCAGACAUCAGAAUGUUUCUCUCCAUUGAACUUUACUAAAAACCAAAAAGGAUGGUGCUUUUCAUACCCAGGGUCCUAAUUUCUUCACCAUGAAGGUAGAUGUUGUUCCACUUGGUCAGUCACUUAAAUCUUACAAAUGGCUCAGAAAUUCCCUCCAGUUAAAUGUCUUUGUGACUAACAAAGGGCAUGAAUUAUAGAUUGUAUUUUAAGUUAUGUUUAGGAUUAGGAACUUUUCCAGCAGUUGCAGCUAAUGAUUUUCCUAUAAUACUAGCCCAUUUCCACCUUGGAGCAUAUUGGAUUGUUGUAUUUAGUACAAUCAAGAGUAAUGAAGGUAGUGAGUGGUCUCUAGAGGUAGUCAGAAUCCUACUGUUGAGUUCCUUUUAUAUCUUCCUUUUCAAGUUUUCAUGAAUAUUUUAUCCGUUCAGACUACCUUUUAUGCGUGGGGAUUGAGGGACAAAUCAUCUCUUGGAGUGGAAUUCCUGUGUUUGGAGCCUCAACCAGGAAAUGUCAGGUAUACUAGAGACAGACAGCCUCAUAAUAGCCUUUAUGAUAUCUUGUCUAAUGUGUUCAUGUAAUUUCUUGGAUAUUAUAGGUAACUUUAUAUAUAGCAUAACUGCCUUAAAUCUUUUUAGUAGGAAAUAAAUUGUAUAACAUGUGUAUGGAUUUAUGUAUACAUACACACUCCUAGAAAAACCUGAACAGUAGGGGUCAUUUAUCUGCUUACAUUUUAACACCGUUGAAUGGUUCUGUUGUUUAAAUCUCUGAUCUCAGUAAAAGUUUCCUAAUAUGCUUGCAGACGUUUUCCUUUCAGAUCUUCACAGAGUAAUUUAUUUAUUCUGCCAGAGUCGUGAUUUGGUGGUUUAGUUAGUAUGCCAUUUUUAGGCAGCUUGAUAAUUAAGAAUCAUAACUGGAAUUCAUGAACAUCAAAACGGCAACAGACACCCACUCAUUAAAUUAUUAUAUAUCCAGUGGUCUCUGGAAGGUACUAGUUUAGCAUUAACUUUUUUUUUUUUUAAAUGUUGGAUUGCCUCUCCCUGUUCUUUUCCUCUUGGUUUAAGAUUGCUAAGCUGCUUAAGAUACUGCGGGAAGUAGCACCGCCAAGUCAAGUUCUCCUGUAGUUUUGGCCGAAGGUGGUUCAGAUCUAAUUUUCUUAGCUGUACUCAACAGAAAUGGAUUUCCCAAAGUUCUUUGGGUCAUCUCUGAUUCACAGAGGAUCUGACCAGAGUGUGUUAGCCUAGGUUAACUUCAGCAUCGAUUGGUUUGCUGCCAUGAGAUCCAUAAUAGACCUCAAAUUUCAGCCACUGGUUGAGAUGUAAGGGCCCUUGGAAGAAUAAUGCUGAUGGCUAAUGGCAGUGAGAAGGAUUCCUGAAUAUCAGACAAAGGACUUUUAGAUUUCUCUUCAAAACAGUUCCUGGAAAAUGAUGUCCUACCCUCCAAAAAAAGAGGAAAGAAUAAAAAAGCUCUUAGUUUCUCCAGCAUUUUCAGUUUGCUCUUUUGGGUGGGGGGUUAGGCAUUUACUUCCUACUUCCAAUUAAAGAUAAUUUAUUGAACCAUGAAAUCCAUAAUAUAUUGAUAAAAGGACGAAAGUGAAAUUUUAGAAUUCUAAAAAUACUUCACUAUGUAUUUUCCAUCUCACACUCCACUUUUCUUCUUUCUCUCUGUGGCUUUAAAGCUCUUGGCUAUUUUAUGCUGUUAGUCACUAGAUAACUUGCCACAUUUCUGGUUCUAUAUUAAGUUCUACCCUUUACAAUGCCGUAGCAGCAAGUUGAUUCUCAGCAUCUGUCUGUAGGGAUAGAAGUCUUACUAAAGUCUUUUCUCCCAAAGAGAUUUUCCUUUUUUCAGUAAGUCCCUUAAGAGAUAUGUCAGUCUCAUCAUUCACAUUCUUGGAUUAUUCAAACAAAAAAGAUACAUUGGUGAGAAAGAAUAGGGUGCUUUUCUGGUGAGUGUAUGUACCUGCUUUAAGAAUGUAGUCAUUUUUUGGUUUAUGUAACUAAUAUACAUACAGAUUAAUGAAAAUUGGGGGAAAUAAUCACAUAUGUAGCAAGUCGGUAACCUGCAUGGAAAUAAGUUUUUUUGUUUUUGGUUUUUUUUUUAAUCCUGUUUCUGGCAAAAUGCAGAACCCAAAUUGGUCACUUUUAGACCAACUUUACCUCAGGCUUCAUUUUUGGUUUUCUGACCCUGACCUUUAAGGCAUAAAUAUUUGUAUCUUUUUAUUAGUGAUAGUGAAGCUGUGACACUAACCAUUUUUAUACAAGAGGGCAAAACAAGAAAAACUAAAGGGUAAGAUGAAAGCAGUUGUGCAGUUGUUGAACUAGAUCACAGCAUUGUAGGCAAAAUAAAAGUGUUCAUAUCUGAGAAUACUCUUUGCCAUCUCUUCCCAAGGCCAGACCUGCUGGCAGAACGCUGUUAAAAGUAACAAUUCAGGGCCUUUAUAGUCUGAGGGGAAUAUCUCCAGUUGGCAGUCUUUUCAGUAUAUGAAGCAAGAAUGUGGGAAAUACUUGGCAAAGAGUGUUUUCACCUAAAAAAAGAGAAAAGACAUAUAAAACUGAUUUAUUCAUUUAGCUCUGAAAAUCUCAAAAAGAUUCAGUGAAAUACUAUAUAACUGGACAAAACCAGAAGGACCUUUAGAGGAUUUGUCUGAAAACAGGUUUCAAGAAUGAACUUUUAUAUACACUGAUCAGUCAUUUGUUUAGGGUACUACCGACUAUUAAAAUCGACACCGUUAAAUAAGGUAUGAGUGGACUUCCUAGGAGCUAGCCAUUAGUAUGUCCUCAAAAAUUUUUUUGAGCUGAUGCCCGCAUAGGUAGCUUUCUGCUCUUGAGAAUUCUUUUCCCUAGUGAUCCUAAGGGAAGAGUGAGUGGUGCGCCCAAGGUGACCGACGGCCCCGGGGUGCUUGGGACUGAGACAUUCCCUGGCUGCAGGACUUUUUGUUCCAAACCAGGAGAAGUCCUGGGCACACCGGGAGGAAGGGUCACCCUAGGUGUUUUUGUGAUUGACCCUUACUCCCUUAAACGUUGUAAUCGUUGGAAUUACGUUCAGCUGUGUUCGGGUUGUCAACAUUUCCAAUAUUUGGAUAGGCGUCCUCCAAUCACUUAUUACUGUGGGUGGAAUGUGAGAUUCGUAACCAAUAACUGCUGUGGACCCAAUGUGGUGGUAAGACAAACACUUAGGAAUCCAGGGAAGGUAACCGGGGCUUUAAUGAAACAGAGAAGAGGCAACUAGAUAGCGAAGUUCUUCAGAACUUGUGUGUGUAUGGAAGUACAAAUCAUGUCUUGAUGGGGUUAAAUCUCAUCUGAAGUUUGACUUUUUAACAGUAAGCGAAAACUGAGUGGUAUUGUGGAUUUCUUUUCGCUUGAGGGAAGAUCUGGCCUUUCAUGCUCUGUCCUCUGCUACAUUCCCCAGACUGUCCUGCUCAGGAAGCCAGAAUGUAGUGUUUAUUCUCAGUGAAUGUUGUAUCGAGAUUACCGAAUGCAUCAGCCAAUGGCAGGUGAAGGAAUUGGGUGUCCUGAUCCAGACUGAGCAGUGCCCUCAGUUUUGGUGGCCCCCGACCCCUCAGGUGCUUACCAGCUAGGACACCAACCCCGGGAGGUGAGAUUUUUCUAAUAGAGCAUUAAUUCUGUAAUGCAAUAUGCCGGAUGCAGAGUCUGUUGUUGUUUGCCUGUGGUCCUCAGAGCCUGCAUCCUCUGUGCACUGUGAUGUAGACGGUAGAUGUGUUCUUUGUAAGCUUUAAUCCUGUGGUUGUCAAAAGUACGACGUGGUUCCACUUUUUUUUUUUAAACGAUGAGCUGAGGCUUUAUUGCAGCUGGUUUUCAAGUUAAAAUUGCGAAAUACUGAUUUCCUUCCCCCCGCCCACACCAAAUAUUUUAGUCUAUUUAAAGUACAAAAAAAAAAAAAAUAGUUCUACUUAAGAAAACAUUGCUUAAAUGUCCUGUGAUUUCUGGUCAAUUUUUAUAUAUAUAUUUGUGUGUUGUCUGUAUGUGCUUUCACUUUUUACCUUGUUUGCUCUCUACCUGUGUUAACAGUACUUUCACCAUUGAAAGGUGAACAUUUUUCCUAGCAUUAAAAAGAAAAAGCCAUUUGA
Messenger RNA from Leptonychotes weddellii (Weddell seal), 9280 nucleotides. The record is from RefSeq and is a predicted model, not a curated record. Lineage: Eukaryota; Metazoa; Chordata; Mammalia; Carnivora; Phocidae.